AUGAAGUUUUCCUACAUCGCCUCACUUCUCUCUCUCUGUUCAAUUUCUCUUUCUCAUCCUCUUUCCAAUCUUCAAAAGAAAGCCGACUCCACCAAAGCCGGCUAUCUUGCUGUCUACUGGACAACCGCCAAUGAAAGCGUCUACUUUGCCCUGAGUGACAAUGACAAUCCCCUCGGCUUUCAGGCAAUUCACGAUAGCAAGCCCAUUGUGUCGCCUACUUUAGGCACUGGCGCAGUCCGCGAUGUCUCCAUCAUCGCCGGAGCAGGGGAUGAUGCCGAUCAAAAGUGGUAUAUCAUCGGGACGGAUUUGAAUAUCGAUGAUACCACCUGGGGCGAUUCGACUCGCACUGGAUCGAGGGGAAUCCUCGUCUGGGAGAGCACAGACUUGGUCAACUGGACUGGCGAGAGACUGGUCACUGUUGAGGAUGACACGGCCGGAAUGGUGUGGGCUCCAGAUGCCAUUUGGGAUCCGGAUCAGAGCAAAUACCUCGUCCACUGGGCAUCGCAACUCUACUCUGCCGACGAUACCGACCACACCGGCGAUGCCACCACCACCCAAAUCAUCCGCUACGCCUACACAAGCGACUUCAAGACUUUCACCACCCCCAAGACCUGGAUCGACCUGAAGACCGCCUCCACUAUUGAUCUCAGCAUCCUCCCCGUCAGCGACUCGACCUACGUCCGCUUCUACGUGAAUGGAAACACCACCGGCCCCGUCGUCGAGGUCAGCACCAACGGCCUCUUGGGCGACUGGACUGCACCGGAUGGAAGCGUCAAGAACAGCGCCAGUUACGAAGGACCGUAUCCGUUCUGGGAUAACACUGUCGACGGCAAGGCAUAUCUCCUCAACGAUGCUGUUGGAAGCAGCCCUGGACUGGCGGCGUGGACGUCGACGGAUGUGACUUCGGGCAAUUUCGACAAGGAUUCGAGUUCUGAUUUGACGUUUAUGAGGCACGGGUCUGUGUUGGCCAUUACGCAGGAUCAAUACGAUGCUCUCAAGGCUUUGUAG
Messenger RNA from Aspergillus wentii DTO 134E9, 1008 nucleotides. RefSeq names its product glycoside hydrolase family 43 protein. The transcript has 3 exons. Lineage: Eukaryota; Fungi; Ascomycota; Eurotiomycetes; Eurotiales; Aspergillaceae. Bases 1 to 1008 code for a protein of 335 amino acids. The record is from RefSeq and is a predicted model, not a curated record.